AUGAGUAGUAAUAGCAAAAAGAACUCUCAUAAACCAGAAGAGGAAUAUGAAGAUGUUGGAUAUUUUUGUGGUUGUUUUAGAAAGAAGAGUAAAAUGGAAUAGAGUAAAACAAUGUAAAUUUCUAAGGUGCGGCACUCAAUGAAUAAAUCUGAUUUAGAUGGAAGUAAACAUUAUGCUUCUUCUUAAUUGAACUUAUUAAAUUCAACUAAUUCAGAAUCUUAAAGAAAAGUAAGUGUUGCAUCUCCAAUAGUUAGUAGUUUUGCAAUCACAACUUUUGAAAAUAAUUAUUUGCAAAAUUAGUUAUUUUUAUUAAGAAAUAAUCAAAGUGGAGAAUCUAUAUUUGCCAAGAUAACAUAAAUUGAUUUAAAAACAAAGAAAAUAUAAAAUACAGAUUUAAAAAAAUCAAGAUUAUUUGAAUAGAAAAAUGACAGUGAAUAAAUUCUAAAUAAUAAUAAAUAUCCAGAAUUAACUUCAAAAUAUAUUGCAUCUAGAAUAAAAGAAUAAAUUGCAACAUUAGCAGAAUAUGGAUGUGGAAAUGGUGAAAAUACAGUUCAAGUAUAAUACAAUUAAUAAAUUAAAGUUUACAAAAUAUUUAGACUUUGUAAUUGCUAUUGAUAAAAAUACUAAUGCUUGUUUAUAGACCAAAUAAAAUUGUGAUUAGAGUGCUUUUAGUUAAGAUUUACCAAAUCCAAAAGUAGAAAUUAUUAAUGCUGAUAUUUUUAAAUUAAAAAAGAAUCUUCCAUUUGAUAGCAUAUUUAUUAAUCCAACUAUGAAUAAUGAUCAACAAAUAUGUAAAGAUAUCAUAAAAGAUUGCAGUCCAAAUCUUAAAGAAUUAUUGAAUUUAAUAUCAGAUUAAAUAGAAAAUUUAAUCAUUCAAUUUCCUGCAUAAAUAGAUUAUUCUUAAUUACCUUUACUUUUGAAUAUAAAUUAACAAUAUAGAAAUAACAAUAAAUAAUAAUCUUUCAUUGCUCAUUGUUCAUUAGAAAUUGAAAAGAUUUAUAUUUAAGGCAAACACGUAUAUAAUAUUGUGUAUUAUGGGAAAGUAGCAAACAUUUCAAGAGAAGAACUAAAAUAAUUGUUAACUAUGUAAAUGGCUAAUUCAGAAACUAAUAAAGAAGGAUUUAAUAAGGUUGUUGCAAAAUUAAAUGAGAAAAUUGGUAAAAUUAUUAAUUAAUAUAAUUUAGGUAGUUUAGAUCUUAUUUAUGAAUUAUUAUAAGCACAAAGUUACAAAUAUAGUUUUGACUAAUUUCUAAUAGCUGUUUGUGAAAAAUAUAAAUUGGAUUAUAAUGAUUAUGCAUUUAUGUUAUACCAGAAGUUAUCAAAGUAUAAUUAAUUUAUAAAUAUAGAGAUUAUUCUUAAAAUACAUUUAAUUAUAAAUUAAGAGAUUCAAACAAUGCUAUUUAGGAAUCAUAAGAUUUUGGGUUUAGUCCAAAGUUUUCUUAUAGUUUGAAUGGGUUAUCAUAAAAAGAAGAAGAUUGUAUAGCAGAAAGUUAAGAUAACUUGGAUUUAAUUGGACUUAAUAAUGGAAAACCAAAUUAAUGUAAAUGA
Messenger RNA from Paramecium pentaurelia, 1548 nucleotides. The record is from the annotation of a GenBank genome assembly. NCBI's taxonomy places the organism in Eukaryota, Ciliophora, Oligohymenophorea, Peniculida, Parameciidae.